AUGACCCAAAUGGAAGCUGAGGUUAUAUUCGACGAUGAAAAAUGUUAUAUAAUCAAGAAUGGGAAGACAAUCAACAUUGGACAUUUGCUCGAUAGUAAGUUAUAUGUUGUAAACACUCAGCCAGACUAUGUUAACAUUACAACAAUAGAAGUCCCAACACUAAGGCAAUGGUAUUGUAGAUAUGGGCACUUAAACUUUGGAUACAUCAACAAAUUGGCACAAGGAAACUUAGUCACUGGUAUGAAAUAUACUAAGGGUGAAACCAACCAAAAAUGUGAAGCAUGCACAAGAGCAAAGAUGCAUCGAAUACCUGUCCCAAAACAAAGCUCGAAUAGAACGACUCAACCGCUGGAAUUAAUUCACAGUGAUGUAUGCGGACCAAUGAACACUGAUUCCAUUGGUGGAA
Molecule: messenger RNA, 406 nt
Organism: Paramuricea clavata
Lineage: Eukaryota; Metazoa; Cnidaria; Anthozoa; Malacalcyonacea; Plexauridae
Source: the annotation of a GenBank genome assembly